Molecule: messenger RNA, 3571 nt
Organism: Drosophila grimshawi
Lineage: Eukaryota; Metazoa; Arthropoda; Insecta; Diptera; Drosophilidae
Product: oxysterol-binding protein 1
Exons: 2
Coding region: 392-2842 (816 amino acids)
Cellular component (GO): membrane; cytosol; intracellular membrane-bounded organelle
Molecular function (GO): sterol binding
Source: RefSeq, a predicted model, not a curated record
CGCACUUGACUGGCACAGUUUCUUUAUUUUGUGCAAAGAAAAAAAAAAAGAACUAUUUCAAUUGCCGCUAGAGCCCAGCAAACGGAAAUUGAUUGUGAACUCGGGGAAAGUGCAAACGGCUGUCCAAUCAGGUGCGAUGCGAACAGCAGCUGCCAGCAACUAAUUAAACAUUGAUUUGCAAUUGGAGUUGUUGUCAUACCCCUGCCCCCCCCUGCGCUCCUACGUGGCGUUUGCGAAACCAAUUCCGAAUCUGAGUCUGAAUCUGAAUCAGCAGCAGCAACAGCCGAAUCUUCAUCGAGGUCGUCGUCGUAGACAGGCGAGUGCUAAUAAAUUUCUAUCAUACAUCAAUUACACAAGUUGGGCACAAAAACGGCUCCACUCAAUUGCUAGCAUGUCGGAAGCGGAGAAGGGCGGCGGCGGAGGAGGUGGCGGUGGUGGUGGCGAUCCCGAGAUGAAGGGCUGGCUACUGAAGUGGACGAACUACAUCAAGGGCUAUCAGCGUCGCUGGUUUGUCCUGUCCAAGGGAGUGCUCAGCUACUAUCGCAAUCAGACGGAAAUAAAUCACACGUGCAGGGGCACAAUAUCGUUGCAUGGGGCACUCAUUCACACGGUGGACUCGUGCACCUUUGUCAUCUCGAAUGGAGGCACCCAGACGUUUCACAUCAAAGCCUCCAAUGAGGUGGAACGCCAGUCGUGGGUCACAGCGCUGGAGCUGGCCAAAGUGCGGGCGAUUCGAGCGAUCGAGAGCGAGGAGGAGGAGGCGGAGGAGACGGCGCAGGUGGUGCCCAGUCAGGAGAUCAGUACGGUGGUGCGGGAUUUGACCGAGCGACUGGAGAAUAUGCGCACCUGCUAUGAUUUAAUCACCAAACACGGCGCUGCACUGCAGCGUGCUCUAAACGAUCUGGAGUCCAAUGAGGAGGAGCCGCUCGCCAGUCGCACAAAGAUUGUAAAUGAGCGUGCGACGCUCUUUCGAAUCACCUCGAACGCCAUGAUCAAUGCGGGCAAUGAUUAUCUGCGCUCUGCGGAAUCACAAGGGCACAAGUGGUCCAAGAUGUUGCAUCACGAACGCGAGCAGCGCCAACGGCUCGAGGAGAUCAUCGAACAGAUGGCCAAACAGCAAUCCCAAAUGGAACAGGCUGCGGUAAUGGUGCGUCGCAAUAAGCCAACUCCGGGCACAGCCAUGUCCAUUAAUUCCGUUCCACCAGGCACGAAUUUAACCUCGGAUGAUGAGACGGAAUUCUUUGAUGCCGAGGAAUUCGGCUAUACGGGCCGAGCCGGUGAAUCACCCACGGAUGGCACAUUUAUCUUGAAGCUAAACAAACGUCGCAGCAGCUCCGAGGAUCACGUGGGCAGCUCCUCCGAAAGCGAUGAGCAAAAGCGAACCAUAAAAACGGUGCAACAAGUGUGCUUCGUAAGCGAGCAGCGUGUCGUCUCCGGUGAGGAUGAUGAUGACGACAAACCAAAAGACAAAUACAAAGACGUUGUGGAUCGUGCCUCGACUUCAGAGUACGCAGAUCUGUCCAGCGACAGCAGCGCCAUGAACGCCGCCCAGAAAAGCGCCAAAAGCAGCGGUCGAAACAGCGCCAAGAGCAGCGUUAGGAGCAGCAAGCACAGUCUGCCGGUCGGUAAUCAAGUGAGGACUCGUCGCACCCGUGUCCCAGAUAAGCCUAAUCAUCCGCUUAGCCUGUGGUCCAUCAUGAAGAACUGCAUUGGUAAGGAUCUGUCCAAAAUACCCAUGCCCGUCAACUUUAACGAGCCGCUCUCCAUGCUCCAACGUCUCGUCGAGGAUUAUGAGUAUGCCGACAUACUGGACAUUGCUGCCUCGUGCAACGAUGAGUGCGAGCAGUUGGCCUAUCUGGCUGCCUUUACGGUUUCCGCGUAUGCGACGACAUCGAAUCGCACUGGCAAACCAUUUAAUCCCUUGCUGGGCGAGACCUUCGAGUGUGAUCGCACAGAUGACCUCGGCUGGCGUUGCCUCGCCGAGCAAGUCUCCCAUCAUCCGCCCGUUGCGGCACUGCACUGUGAAGGCAAAGAGUGGCUGUGCUGGCAGGAGUUCUCCAUGACAAGCAAGUUCCGUGGCAAAUACUUGCAGGUUAAUCCGCUUGGCGGCGCCUACGUUUUGUUUCCCAAGACUGGACAUCGCUAUUCGUGGCGCAAGGUGACAACCACAGUGAACAACAUAAUUGUGGGCAAGCUCUGGGUGGAUCAACAUGGACAAACGGAGAUUGUGGGCAGCAAUACGGCGAAUGGUAACAAGUGCAUCUUGAACUAUAUACCCUACUCUUACUUCAGUCGCGAGGUGCAGAGGAGUGUGAAGGGCGUCGUCUACAAUCGCGACGGCGAGGCCAAAUGGGUGGUGCGUGGCACCUGGGACGAUAAAAUCGAGAUAGCGCCCGUGAUGCGCUCCGGUCACACGGCUGAUGGACCAACGUACACAACUGGCGAAUUUCGUAUCGCAUGGAAACGUCGACCGGUUCCGCCGGAUGCAGAUAAGUUUUAUAACUUCACCACACUUGCCUGUCAGCUGAACGAGCCGGAGGAGGGCGUGGCGCCCACUGAUUCGCGUCUGCGACCCGAUCAGCGACUGAUGGAGGAGGGCGCCUGGGACGAGAGCAAUGUGGAGAAGCUGCGCCUCGAAGAGAAGCAGCGAACGAAGCGAAGAGCGAAGGAUGCAGAGGCCGAACAGGCGGCUGCCGCAGGAAGACCCUAUCCAGCAUAUGAACCCAUGUGGUUCGAGCGAAAGAAGGAGCAGGAUAGCGAGGACUUUGUGCACGUCUUCAAGAAUACGUAUUGGGAGGCCAAGACGGCACAGGACUGGAGCGGCUGUCCUGUCAUCUACUAGAGAUAGAUAGAAAGAAAGAGAGAGAGAGAGAGAUCUAUGCACUAUAUGAUAACGAUAAACGAUAAACGAUUUCAAUAUGCAACAUGCCUCGAAAUCCCACUCUCACCCCCGAAGUCAAGCAUAAAUAUAACUCUAACUGAACUAUGAACUAAUCGACCUAAUAGCAUUCUUCAACUACUUAAUGCGUAUAUAUAUCUAUAUAUCUUUAUAUAUAUAUAUAUAUAUAUAUAUAUAGGUAUAUACAGAACUAAAUACUGUAACUUAGCUGCAAAUGUUAGAGCUGAAAAUGUUUUUUAUGGCGAGUUCAAUCUGAAGUUUGAUUAACAAAUGAUUUUUAUUUUUCUUUCGGUUGUUAAUUUAAUCUUUGCUUUUAUCAAAUAGUUAUGGCACAUAGACCUUACCAUCCAGCAACACAAUGCAUACAUAUAUAUAUACACGGAUAUAUAUUAAUACACACAUCUAUCUAAUCUAUAAAAAUAUGUUGACAUGUGCAAGUGAGAAGCGAUCCAAGUUUUCACUCUAAACAAACGAAACAAGAAGAAGACACACAAAACGAGUUUUCCUUUUUUGUGUAUAUAUUAAAACAAAACAAAACAAAAAGAAAUAAGAAUCUAUGCAACGCAACGAGAAUAUGUUAAAUGUUAUAAAUUUAUGCAAUUUAUUAUUAAAGUAUUAUUUUAAAUAAAGCAACAAAAUUGUGUGGUUACCAAUUGCACUGGAAUCAUUUAA